Molecule: messenger RNA, 1578 nt
Organism: Aspergillus tanneri
Lineage: Eukaryota; Fungi; Ascomycota; Eurotiomycetes; Eurotiales; Aspergillaceae
Exons: 5
Coding region: 1-1578 (525 amino acids)
Molecular function (GO): nucleic acid binding
Source: RefSeq, a predicted model, not a curated record
AUGGCAUCUUACGUUCCAUCUGAGCCUCCACAGCCGGAUAUAAUCUCGCCUAUGUCUCGUCGUGCUGCACCGGCUUCGUUAUAUCAGCUGCUGCAUAAUGACGCUGAAAACCAAUCGAGAUCUCCACAACGUCUCUCUGAAGUAGCAAAGAGUUUUGAAAAUGUUGCCUUGCCCAGUGAAAUGCCAAUUGGAAGCUACGUGCAUCUCUGGGAACCGCCGAAAUGGGGAGUAAUCAAGAUUUCAAAUAUUCCAUACUCUAUUACCAAGCAAGAGAUCGUUCAGUUCGUCGGUCGUCAGGCACGCCUGAUCACCCCUGACAAGGGGUGUGCUAUACAUAUCAUCAUGGAACGUUCUACUGCUAAAACUAUGGACUGCUAUGUUGAAUUCGAGACAAAAACAAAUGCACAGGAAACGGUCAACCGAAUCAAUCAGAUCUAUGAGACUGGUCGCCCUCCUCGUCUCGGUAAUCGACAUGUCGAUGUGGAACUUAGCAGUCAAGAUGCUCUUUUGAAGAACCUCUUUCCUCGUGCCAAGUGCGUCUCCUGGAAAGAUGGAAUCCCUUAUGCGUUGCCAAAUACAGACCCCUACUCUACUGGAUUUGCAGGCCUUUUCACCAGUGAGGAGAUAGUUGGUGCCAUUCGACAUGCGGAAAUGCCGCAUCGAUCGCCUUUCUGUGCCAAAUGCCCCCAGCGCACUUACGAGUCUACUAUUAGUACACUCUACAAGUUUCCUUGGUUUGCAACCAAGUUGUACACCGUUGAUGAGCGCAAUCAGUUGUUUGAUAUGACCAAUCGCCACAUCAUGUCUCUUGUUUCUCGGAUCAAAAGGUCGAAUACAGUGGGCCUUGAUCAGAGAUUGCUUCGAGAUCUUCUCUAUGCUGGGUUGAAUUGCCCGGCCUUCAAUGAGCGCCAGAAAUAUACACUCUGCGUCAACUCCGAGGACAUGAGAGAGAUUCUUCGAUUUUCAGAUUUGGAUAAGUGGUUUCCCUUUGACACUUUGGUCAAAAUCCCGCAGCAUAGUAGAACUACCCAUCGUUACUACGCGAGUUUGAUUUCGAAGGUCGGCAUUUCAGACUAUGACGUCCCAGGUCUACCUAACAAUUUCCCUACGGAAAAUGUCGAACUAUAUUCUCCAUACGGUCCUAUCUGGUUUGAAUGGGAGACAACUGUGGCCAAAGACAUGAUAUGGGAUGAUGCAGUCCAACAUGAGAUGAUCAUUCUCUGCAAUCUUGUUCUGAGCGGUUGGAUUAAUAGUGACAGGGAGUCUAAGGUUUCCGGAAGCUCUACUGAGUGCUCACCCUCUGACAGCGCCGCACAAAGCAACCUAGCUCUCUCGUCUACUGACAGCGGCAAGAGUCGAGCGUUCACCGAUUCUGCGACCAAGAUUGAGACAUUCGUUACUCACGCACGUCGUGCGAGUAUGGCUGUGACGUCGAGCGGCCCAUUUGGUACUUCCAACGAGAGCACCUGGAAUCAGAGGCUCCUUUUGUAUCCCUCGGCCAAAGCCAGGAGCAGACCUUACGGUCAUCGUAUCACUCAGUCGUCCCCAACAUGCUUUCCGUCUUCCGAGGAAAAGUAA